AUGAUGAUGCAAUUUGCUCAACCAGAACCAAUGAUAUUUAGGUUUAAGUUUCAAGAAUUCCUCACUACCCCACCUCAUAAAUUUUACAUAUUCACAUUCAACUUCGUAGCCAUGAUCAAGAGACAGAGAGAAAAUGAAGAAAAAGAGAGCAUAGAGUUGGCAAAUAGUCUGAUUCUGCUCUCUCAUGUCCAAGAAAACAAGCCCCUUAAGAAAAGUUAUGUCCCAGUGGAGUUUGAGUGCAAGACCUGUAACCGCAAGUUCUCAUCGUUUCAAGCACUUGGUGGCCACAGGACUAGCCACAAGAAGCCAAAACUUGAUGCAGAGGAAAAAGCUAAGAGCUUUGGGAAUAAACCCAAAAUGCAUGAGUGUUCCAUUUGUGGUCAAGAAUUCUCUUUGGGUCAGGCACUGGGAGGACACAUGAGAAGGCAUAGGGCUGCCAUGAAUGAAGGGUUUUCUUCUAUAAAUCAGGUUAUUGCAAAAGCCCCAGUUCUGAAAAGAUCUAAUAGUAAGAGGGUUAUGUCCCUGAAAUUGGACCUGAACUUGACACCCUUGGAAAAUGACUUGAAGUUGUUGUUUGGAAACAAGGCACCUCAAGUUGAUCUUUCUUUGUUCUGAUUAAUUU
Gastrolobium bilobum is the source of this 622-nucleotide messenger RNA. Its product is annotated as zinc finger protein ZAT11-like. The record is from RefSeq and is a predicted model, not a curated record. The transcript is spliced from 2 exons. NCBI's taxonomy places the organism in Eukaryota, Viridiplantae, Streptophyta, Magnoliopsida, Fabales, Fabaceae. The coding region runs from base 1 to 615 and encodes 204 amino acids.